This is a messenger RNA of Ochlerotatus camptorhynchus, 3193 nucleotides long. RefSeq names its product DBB domain-containing protein stumps (gene stumps). The transcript is spliced from 6 exons. Lineage: Eukaryota; Metazoa; Arthropoda; Insecta; Diptera; Culicidae. Bases 139 to 3039 code for a protein of 966 amino acids. Gene Ontology annotation, cellular component: cytosol. Gene Ontology annotation, molecular function: fibroblast growth factor receptor binding; transmembrane receptor protein tyrosine kinase adaptor activity. The record is from RefSeq and is a predicted model, not a curated record.
AUCGCUGCAACGUUCAGAAGCAUCGUAUCGCUUACUUUACUUUUGUUCUCUCGCUUAAUCUCGGUCGUGAUCACGGGAUAUCUUCUCGCUGAUAGUUUAAUCGCGCCUUCUGUUACGUGUGGUUGCUCGAAGUACAAGAUGGCAAGUGAUCAUAAAGAACCACAUUUCUCAGGUGAAAAUUCAAUGCAUGCCAUAGAUGAUAUCCUGUUCGUCACAAUCCGACACAAUGAACAAGCUGUGAUGUGGGUGAAUCAUUUGAAGACGUGCUUUGACAAAAUAACAAAACAACGAGGCCGGUUACCUUUCAAUUUCUUACACGUAAAAAUUGACGAAGAUCAAGUAACACAACAAUUAUCUCAUCGAUGCCAGUCAACGAAGUUGCAGAUUGUAAUUGUUUGCCCAGCAUUUCUCUCGCUGUCGUCUCAGUUUUUACACUCCAAUUUGGGACUGCUACUGAAACCGGAGCGAGUCUUAGGCAUGCUUUUGGACGUAACAGAAGCACGUGUGUGGGAAAUUCACAAGGGCACAUUCCCAUCGUAUAACAAAUGGCGUACGUGUGCCGUGGGCGAUCACGAACAAUCAUUCGUUAGUGAACUACUCGGUAUCGCUACGGACAUUCUUGGACGCGCACUGCGUCAGCAACCGCUCUGUUCAGAAGCGACCAUUGUACUUUCAUCGCCAAAACCGUCGACGGCAGCUCAUUCUGCUGGUCAUCAAGAGGCAUUUACUUUGUUUCCAAGAAAGGUGAAAGUUGGUCAGAGUAAAAUUAUUGCUAUUCUCGUUGAGCCGCUGGUAAAGGACGAUUGGAUUAAGAUCAAAAUUGAAAAGGCUAAUGAGAUAAUCGAAAUAACCAACAUCAAGAGAAGGAAUCCAUAUACCAUACAGUUCAAUAUACCCGAGUCAUGCAUGGAAAUUUCAAUGAUGAUUGGCAUUCGACUGGAAAGGAACAACGUUGAUCUUGGUAGUCGGCCUCUCAAAUGUGAGAGUCGUUUACGUGAGCUCGAACAGAUAUUGAAAGCACAUGACGCACCGAUGGAGUUUCUCUGUCAGUCGAUUGGCAUCGCCAUUUCGGAUCGGGAUAAGUUGGACACAUACCUGUUGCAAUCUUUUCAACGGAAUAUACCGCCCAACUUUCAUCUACUGAAUUCCGUUGACACUGUUGAUCACCCGAAGUCACACCGAGAAGCAAAUCCAGAAGAAUAUCCGACUCUACUACACUUUGCCGCCUAUUGGGGACUCGAGAGAUUAUGCCUUCAACUGAUGGACUGUCCUGGAGGAGAUGUUGCCUGUGAAAUGAGGAACAUUUCUGGCCGUACUCCUUCUGACCUGGCGGAGAUAGGAGGUCAUUUCAAACUGGCAAACAGUUUCAAGAAUUUUUCGCAAAUGCAUGAGUUCACUACCAUGUACCAUUAUUUCAAAGGAAUCAGUGAAGCCUCCCCCCAUAAGGUAGUCAUUGAGCCCAAAUCAUCGGCGUCUGUGUCAGGGCAUAAUACAAAAGAGAGGUCACCGAUGAUGGUCAAAUCAUCACCGCAUGCGGGUAGAGUACCGCGUCAUCACCAAAGCGAAGGUUACAUGGAAAUGAAUGGCAGUGGCAGUGAUAUUGAAUCUAGUCAGUGCGAAACCAUGAAUUCGGUUUCGAAUUUGAAUUAUUUGAAUGUAGAUGCCUUGGCAUGUGGCCAUGAUGAAGUGGACUUUGAAAUCGAUUCACAAAAACAGGCAGAGAAGGAUAAGGAGAUAUUGAAUAAUCUUAACAGCCAUGACGAAAGUGUCGAGCGGGAGCAUGGUAUACUGUUCAACGAGCUGCGAAUAACGGAGCCCGAAUACUUUGAAUCCAGUGAUGUCAACAAAAGUGACGCUUUUAGCCAAGAGUGUUCCAAUUUGUUGGAAAAUUGUAAUGUAUUUUGCAAUAAUGACUUUGAUUAUAUGACACAUCCUUCUAAUCUGCCAGUGAAAAUCGCUGAAUCUGAAAGCGAUUAUCUGGUUCAACCAUCCAACAUCCCCAUACACGAAUAUUGUAAUUUUGAUUUCGGCAGUGAUUAUCAACAUACUCCUAGUAAUAAGCAAAUCAAUGUAAAUCAAGAGGCUGGCAGAGAGAUCUCACACCUUCGAUUGAGUUUCAAAAGAAAAGACCAGGAACAUGAGUCCAAACCGAAGGGUAAUACCUUGAAGAGACAGGAAAGCAAUACGUCGAAGAAGUCUGUGGAUGAUGAGCUGCUGGAAAUAAUAACAGAUUUUAAGAAUAACGUUUUUACAAUUCAGGAAGUGGAGCAACUGGUCGACUCGUGGAAAUCACGUAACGAUGUGCAGAAAAGCUUCAAGGAUAAGCAGGAACAGCUGCAGAAAAUGCGAGAAGAGUAUGAACGAAUCCAGCAGCAGAUGAAAGAAAAGCUAAAGAGACCGACCCCAUUCGAGAGAAUGAAGAAAAUGUUUACGAAAAAUAAGAAUAUUCCAUCGAAAAAAAACAAUCCUUGUGCUACCACCCCGUCAGAUGUUUGUGAUGAUAUCAAAUUCUCAAUGCUCUCACCUUCACCAAAUUCUCACCGACCAAUCAGUUCAACCAGUCUCCAGAGCAUUUCUAGCGGAUCAUCAGGUCGCAUGAGUACCCUAAGUGGUGCCAGUGUUGGGGAUAGUGGGACACAUUCGGAUUCUGAUGAGCGAAAAUUCAACCGAAGCAGUUUGAUGGAUAACUAUAUGAUUCCUCCGGCUCCGCGACCAGUCAUCACUCCUUCGGGAACACCUACUCCGAUUGAUGAAAAAGAUCGUCCAUGUGUCCCAUCUUCUAAUACCGAUGGACACUACACUAUCUUUCCUUCAAAUAUACCAGUUUUCCAAGAUUCUUCUAAUGAUUACGUAAAUACGCCAUGUUCUCCGAUGCUGAACCCCAUCGACGAAACCAAAGAAUCAGAAACUCACGUGCAACCUAUAAAGAUCCAACGUCACGAAAUUAUUUACUCUCAGUUAGAAAACGUAAGACCUUCAUUGAGUUCUUUUAGAUCUAAUUCGGACGAUGGACAAACUCCUAGUAUUGAUGAUAAAUAGUUAAGAUUAUUAUAGUACACUUUCAAAAGGCUUGCUAAUGACUGCAUGUAUUAUAAAUGUUAGUGAAAUAUUUUAUUACGCUCCUGUAUAUACUAUGGUACCUAUAACCUAUAUAUAUGAUCGAUACUCACUGAAAGCUAAUAAUGGAGGACUU